Rhinolophus ferrumequinum (greater horseshoe bat) is the source of this 8744-nucleotide messenger RNA. It is a transcript of the gene PCNX2, whose product is annotated as pecanex 2. Bases 185 to 6571 code for a protein of 2128 amino acids. The record is from RefSeq and is a predicted model, not a curated record. Gene Ontology annotation, cellular component: membrane. The transcript has 34 exons. Lineage: Eukaryota; Metazoa; Chordata; Mammalia; Chiroptera; Rhinolophidae.
CGGACAUGGCGUCUACCUGCCCGGCGGCAGUAGCCGGCUCCGGCGCCGCGGUUCGCAGGUCUGGGCAGAAAAGCGGCUCGAGCUUCAGUCGUGGGGCGGAAGGAGGUGGAGGGGGCGGCGGCAGCGCGGCCCGGGGGCCCCGGUGUUAAAGCUGAGGGCGCCCGGGGCCCCGGCAGCAGCAGGCAUGGUGUCGCAGGUGCUGCAGCUGCUCCGGCAGGGCGUGUGGGCCGCGCUCACCGGGGGCUGGUACCACGACCCCGAGCAGAGCAAGUUCACCAACAGCUGCCACCUGUACCUGUGGCUGUUCCUGCUGCUGCUGCCCAUGGCCCUGCACCUGGCUUUCCCUCCAAAUGCCAUCACUGUAUUUUUUUACUGCAGUUCAGUGACUCUGUUCUUCACAAUAAUCAAAUUGGUCAGCUAUCGUCUACAUGUCAUGUUUGAUAGAGGAGAAGUAAUUCAGCAAAGGCCCUGCAGAAAGAAAGAAAAGCCAAAGAGAGGCAAAGACGCCAACAGUGAACGCAUAACUAAUCCCAAAAACCCAAGCAAUAACAGGCCGAUGAACAAUGGCAAAAAGGAAGACGCUGAUCAAAUCCGCUCUGUGCCUCCACUCCCCGGCAGCACCAGAGGGCAAAGCACCAACUCUCCUCACUCUUCAGGGCUAUUGGAGUUGCCAGCACAGGAAACAGCAGAAGAUCUCAAAGGUGUCAUUCUGUCAGAAGACCAACCUGUAGCACCAGUGUCGUCUACCUCACCUGGUAUCAAAACAGAAAGCUUACCUGCUUCUAAAGCUUACGUGCCAGAAACCAUGACCAUGUCAGCAAUACCAGCGAAACCAGUUGUGGCAGAACAAAGUGAUAAAGGGAAGGAAAGAGGAGGCAAGAGGCAGCCCCCUUGCCGCCACUGGUCCGAGGGUGGCUUAGUGGAGAAGGAAACCUUAAGGAAGUUGCCACACCUGUCUUUGUCUCAGUAUGACUUACUAGAAACAGAUGUUUCUUUCCAGCCGUGGGGGAGUGAGAAUUCAGUCCUGAUUCCAGAACCCGUGAGUUAUGCCCAGGGCUCCAUAAAGGAACAGUUGCAAAGCAGGUCACCUCAGGACAGCGUGAGCAGCAGCUGCCCUCAGUGUGACACUGUUAUCGCCAAACCUGAGCCUGAGCCCGUGGUCGCUUCUCAGCAGGUGGACCCUCCGUCAAACCAGGAGGUGGACUAUUCAGAUAGUGACGUAGCUGUUACUCUCAUCGAUACUUCUCAACCUGGGGACCCCCUGAGCCUGCACGAACCCAUUAAAAUAGUCAUCACCAUGAGCAGUACCCCAAACUCCAUGACAGACUUGGAAAGCUCGCUCCACCUGAAGGUGACGGGCACUGAGAGAAGCGGGUUAGAGUCUGAGGCUGAGCCAGCUUCCCCAGGGGUGGCCAGUCCUGCAAACCUGGAGCAGAGAAGAAUUCCUGUCAUCACCCUCGAGCUGUCUGAGGAUGAGAGAGGAGACAUUAUGUGUCCGGAAGGCAGUGGGAAGCAGAAGACACCAGAGAGUCUGAGGGUGGAGGCAGACGCCACUCAGCGUUCUGGCGAUGAAUCUGGGGAGGGGGUAAAUUCUGCAAAGGCCUGCAGUCCUCCCCCAGGAGGCCACUGCGAAACAGCCCCUCCACUCACACCCAGUGUGGCCUCUGAGUCCGAGCGGGGAAGGGCAGGCCAGGCUCACCUUGACCCCUCAUCUUGUAAAACCAGCCACGAGAAGAGACAUGCCCGGGUCCUCAGUGUGGAUAGUGGGACAGAUGUCUUCCUGAGCAAAAGUUCCACAGAAAUUGUUAACGAUAAAGACAAAACAAUACCAACUUCCAAAUCUGACCUAGAGGCUAAAGAAGGACAAACACCAAAUGAAUCCAACUUCCUGGAAUUUGUCUCCCUGUUGGAAUCAAUCAAUAGUUCCAAGGUGGUGGCAACCAGCCAAAGGAAUGGCCCAGCAGAGCCGGACAGAGAAAGCGGGCUUCUCAGAGAUAAGUGCUCCCAGGAAAAAAAGGAGGAAACCCUGGAAAGUGAAAAGCCCAGUGGACGCAAUUCCAAGCAAGGAAAACCGGACGUGCUAAGUCAAGACCAUACUAGCACCAGCCCUGUGCUCACUGAACCUGCCAAGAUCACGGCCCUUUUUCAGGGCAAUAGACAAAGACAGAUAAUCUACAGGGUAACUUCCCAACAAGAUAGUUCUGUCUUGCAAGUCAUCAGUGGGCCUGAAACAUCUGUGCAAGACGAGAUAUCUGUGGAUGCUAUGCAUGUCUUCAUUGGUGAACACGGCGAAAUUAGAUCCUGUUAUUUAAAGUCUGGCAAUCAGAAGGAAGGCCCUUUCCAGCAUCAGCCAUCUGAGUAUGACGGUUUCUCUCCUGCUGGAGGGAUGCAGAGCAGCUCCGCCAGCACGUCCACCUCUGACAGUCCAGAUCCUUCUUCCGGGGACCAUGCAGUCAGUGCGCUUCAGCAGCAGCUGUUACUGAUGGUGGCUCGGAGGACCCAGCCGGAGACCCCACGGCAUCUGAGUCAGGAUCUAGAAGACUCGUCAUGCUCUUCAACGCAAGGGAAAUUGAACCGAGAGCAGUUUUACAAGUUUAUCAUUUUCCCCGGCAAGUGGAUUAAAGUAUGGUAUGACCGGCUCACCUUGCUGGCGUUACUCGAUCGAACUGAAGACGUCAAGGAAAAUGUGCUGGCGGUGUCAGUCGUCGUCCUGGUGUCCCUGCUCGGAUUUCUGACCCUGAACCGGGGCUUCUGCACGGAUAUGUGGGUGCUCCUCUUCUGCCUGGUCAUGGCCAGCUGCCAGUACUCCCUGCUCAAGAGCGUCCAGCCUGACCCUGCCUCGCCAAUACACGGACACAACCAAAUCAUAACAUACAGCAGACCAAUCUAUUUUUGUGUGCUGUGUGGCCUUAUUUUGCUUCUUGAUGCAGGGGCCAAGGCCAGCUACCCCCCCACUUACAGUGUGUAUGGCCUGAAGCUCUUCUCUCCAGGGUCGCUCCAAUCAGCUAGGGACCUCUUAAUAGCAUUUUUAUAUUGCUCCCCAGCCAUUUCCCUCCUUGGGCUCUUCCCACAGAUUAAUACUUUCUGCAUUUAUCUCUUGGAACAAAUCGACAUGCUGCUGUUUGGAGGUUCUGCCGUUUCUGGAAUGAUGUCGGCUGUUUACAGCGUGGUCCGCAGCGCCGCAGCUGCCACCGUGCUCCACGUGCUCUGCUUCAACGCUGUGAAGGAACCAUGGAGCGCACAGCACAUCCCAGCAAUGUUUUCAGCCUUCUGUGGCCUCCUGGUUUCGCUCUCCUUCCAUCUGAGCCGGCACAGCAGUGACCCCUCUGUGCUCCUAUCCUUUAUUCAAUGCAGAUUGUUUCCUAAAUUUCUACAUCAAAAUCUGGAGACGCUGGCUGCAGACCCUCUCCCCAAGAAGAUGAAAGAUUCAGUGAAGGAUGUCUUACAGUCGGAUCUCCUCAUCUGCUCGGUGGCUGCGGUUCUGUCAUUUGCAGUCAGUGCCAGCACUGUGUUCCUGUCCUUGCGGCCUUUCCUCAGCGUCGUGCUGUUUGCCCUGGCGGGCGCUGUGGGGUUUGUCACCCACUACCUGCUCCCUCAGCUCCGCAAGCACCAUCCGUGGAUGUGGGUUUCACACCCCAUUCUGAAGAAUAGAGAGUGUGAGCAACGGGAAGUGACAGAUGUCGCCCAUUUAAUGUGGUUUGAACGACUCUAUGUUUGGCUUCAGUGUUUUGAAAAAUAUAUCUUGUACCCAGCGAUAAUUUUGAACGCACUCACCAUUGAUGCAUUUUCAAUAAGCAACUACCGGAGACUCGGGACCCACUGGGACAUUUUUCUGGUGACGCUGGCUGGCAUGAAGCUGUUGCGGACCUCUUUCUGUAACCCAGCUCUCCAGUACAUUCACUUGAGUUUCACUGUAAUCUUCUUCCGUUUUGACUACAAAGAUAUUUCCGAGAGCUUCUUACUGGAUUUCUUCAUGAUGUCCAUUUUGUUCAGCAAGCUCAGGGACCUGCUUCUGAAGUUACAGUUCGUCAUAACAUAUGUGGCUCCUUGGCAGAUGGCUUGGGGUUCUUCAUUCCACGUGUUUGCUCAGCUCUUUGCAAUUCCUCAUUCUGCCAUGCUUUUCUUUCAGACAUUUGUCACGUCAAUCUUUUCUACUCCAUUGAGCCCAUUUCUUGGGAGUGUCAUUUUCAUCACUUCGUAUGUCAGGCCAGUGAAAUUCUGGGAGAAAAACUACAAUACGAGGCGCAUGGAUAAUUCCAACACGAGACUGGCAGUCCAAAUUGAAAGGGAUCCAGGGAACGAUGACAACAAUCUCAAUUCCAUCUUUUAUGAGCACUUGACAAGGGCCCUCCAGGAAUCCCUCUGUGGAGACUUAAUUCUUGGUCGAUGGGGGAACUACAGCUCUGGCGACUGCUUUAUUUUGGCCUCAGAUUACCUCAAUGCUUUUGUUCACCUGAUUGAAAUUGGAAACGGGCUUGUCACCUUCCAACUUCGAGGACUGGAAUUCCGAGGAACCUAUUGCCAGCAGAGAGAGGUGGAAGCCAUCAUGGAAGGCGACGAGGAUGACGGAGGAUGCUGCUGCUGCAAACCGGGCCACCUACCACACCUGUUGUCCUGCAACGCGGCCUUUAACCUCCGCUGGCUCACCUGGGAGGUCACGCGGACGCAGUACAUCCUGGAGGGCUACAGCGUCAUAGACAACAACGCAGCCCCCAUGCUGCAGGUGUUCGACCUCCGCAGGCUCCUCGUCCGAUACUAUGUCAAGAGUAUAAUAUACUACAUGGUAACAUCCCCCAAACUCCUGUCCUGGAUCAAAAAUGAGUCUCUCCUGAAGUCCCUGCAGCCGUUUGCCAAGUGGCAUUACAUCGAGCGUGACCUUGCAACGUUCAACAUCAACAUUGACGACGACUACGUUCCGUGUCUCCAGGGGGUCACACGCGCCAGCUACUGUAACGUCUAUCUCGAAUGGAUCCAGUACUGUGCACGGAAAAGACAAGAGCCCUCCAAGGCCCUGGACAGUGACGAGGACUCUCCGUUAGUGACCCUGACCUUCGCCCUGUGCAUCCUCGGGAGGAGAGCUCUGGGAACAGCCGCGCACAGCGUCGCUCUCAGCCUGGACUCUUUCCUGUACGGGCUUCACGCGCUCUUCAAAGGUGACUUCAGAAUAACAGCACGAGAUGAGUGGGUGUUCGCUGACAUGGACCUUCUGCAUAAAGUCGUUGCUCCAGCCAUCAGGAUGUCCCUCAAGCUUCACCAGGACCAGUUCACGUGCCCUGAUGAGUACGAGGACCCAGUGGUCCUCUACGAGGCCAUCCAGUCCUUUGAGAAGAAGGUGGUCAUCUGCCAUGAGGGCGACCCGGCCUGGAGGGGCGCAGUGCUCUCCAACAAGGAGGAGCUACUGACCCUGAGGCACGUGGUGGACGAGGGCACCGACGAGUACAAGGUCAUCAUGCUGCACAGGAGCUUCCUGAGCUUCAAGGUGAUCAAGGUCAACAAGGAGUGUGUCCGCGGGCUGUGGGCCGGGCAGCAGCAGGAGCUCAUUUUCCUGCGGAACUGCAACCCCGAGCGCGGAAGCAUCCAGAACAACAGGCAGGUCCUCCGCAACCUCAUCAACUCCUCCUGCGACCAGCCGCUGGGCUACCCCAUGUACGUCUCCCCGCUCACCACGUCCUACCUGGGGACCCACCGGCAGCUGAGGAACGUGUGGAGUGGGCCCGUCACUGUGGGCAGCAUUAGGACGUGGCUGCGGACCAAGUGGGUAAGAAUUCGGAAGGACUGCGAUGCUGGCCCGCGCACUGCUGGCAACGCAGACGAUGUGGACGGAAGGGGGCGCCCGUCCGCAGGCGGCAGCAGCGCCCCGAGUGGGGAGAGCCAGGAGAGCAGCACAGAACAGCCCAGAAAACAGGGAGCCCACCACUGGUCACCCCGGGAAGGGCCACGGCGGACAGGCAGGAGGAAAGGCAGGAGUCAGUCUGUGCAGGCCCACGGGGCGUUAAGCCAGAGCCCGGCCAUCCUGAGCUCAUCAGGCCCGAUCUUAGAAAGCCACCAGGCCUUCCUGCAGACGUCCUCGUCGGUCCACGGGCUGGCCCCGAGGCUCUCGGGCAGCCGGCUGUCCUUACACACCUCUGCCGCGUCCCUGCACUCACAGCCCCCGCCUGUCACCACCACCGGCCACCUGAGCGUCCGCGAGCGGGCCGAGGCGCUCAUCAGGUCCAGCCUGGGCUCGUCCACCAGCUCCACCCUGAGCUUCCUCUUCGGCAAGCGGAGCUUCUCCAGUGCUCUCGUCAUCUCCGGCCUCUCUGCCGCAGAGGGAGGCAGCACCAGUGAUACCCAGUCAUCCAGCAGCGUCAACAUCAUGAUGGGCCCCUCGGCGCGGGCCGCCAGCCAGGCCACACGGCACUUCUCCGAGCCAUGUGAACCCACCGAGGGCCUCGAGCAGAGGCAGCUUCACGGCCGCCGUCGGGCUGAGGUGGUGGCUGAGGGCCUUGGGGUGGUCUGCAGAAGAGCCAGCCAGGAGGACAUCGGCCUGGACGACACGGCUUCCCAGCAGAGCGCCUCCGAUGAGCAGUAGGCGCACAGGACUGGAAGGGCCCCCACGGCCGGGACAGACGGAUCCCACAGCUUCCCCUUUCUUUUUCUCCCUUCUCCCCAAAACUGAAAAGAGCAAAUAUUGCCAUCCACAUGAGGCCCUUCCUGUGGAAAAAUGAGAGCUGUUGUAGAAAACUGAAUAACUUUAUCUCAGGAUCUUGAAAAACAUCUCACACGAUGAAAAACAACCACUUGACGCCAGGCCUCUUACCCCCCAUGCUGCUCCAAGCACUCACUGCGCCCAGGGCUGGGACCGGGAGGCACAAAAUGCUUUCCAGAACGUGAAGAUUCAAACAAAAGCCAUGCACCAUCUUCACACAACUGGGGGAGAGGGGCGCAUAAAUAACUACCUGAUGGAAGUAUGACAGCUGCAUGUUACGUAACUGGCGUGUCAUAGAAUCAUACCACCGCCGGUCCAGUGCACUACUGUUAUGCCCAUGCAUAAAGAAAAUCUCACUUCUUUAUAAUAUUUAUGCAGAUGUUAAGUAUAAACCGGCGACAGCUUCAUUGCAAGAAACGUGGUAGUGCAUGCAGCCCUGUCCACAAUGCCCUGUGCCACAGCCAGCUGUCCCUGGAGAGGGGAGUGUGGGAGUCUGGUCCACGUCCACACGAAGCCGGAAGCCGUCCUGGGAGGACAUGACGCUGGGCGGGCAGAGUGAUUCCCACAGCUGCCAGGCUGGCCCUGCCCCCGUGCCCCGUGCCCCAUGGGACCUCCGCUUGUACUCCAAGCCAAGCAGUCCCUACGGUGUCACUUGCACAUGCCUUUGUUUGGGGAAUUAAAGGGUUUAUAGUUAUUGCUGUGUCCAGUUGCUUGAGUUCUGCUGAAACUGUUAUUUCUAAAAAAUGAAUCUGUGAAAAUGACAUUUGGGCAAAUUCUGAGACAUCUUUUCCCAUCUUAAGAUUUCCAUGGGGUAGAACAGAAAGAUGGCUGGCUCCUUGCUCACAGGAGGCAGGGCAAGGAGCCAUGGAAAUCUUAAGACACAGCCCACAAAGAAUGGCAUCCGUGACCCGCUGAAAAGACCACAGUUAGAAACACUGAAUUUGGAAACAGUCUUACAAAUUUCAAGGUCUCUAGGGUUUGGCAGUGUGGGGUGAGGCCAGGGUAUUAUACGUAAUUCCUUACUCCUUGGAAAUAGAUGGUAAUAUGAUUUUUGUUUUGUUUCGGUUAAAAAAAAAUUAUCAAUCAAUAACAAUAGGUGGGCUCUAUAGUCCGAGUGCAUUAUUCUCAGACCAGCAGCCACUGGAGACAAAAACUUGGUGCUUCUGAUUUAUAUGCAGAUGAUUGUCGAAUGAGGGGCUGAUAAAACCUCAUGUAGUUCUCAAAGUUGGUCAAACCGACUCAGCUGGAGCUCCUGAAAUCCUCUUGGGCAACUUUGUGGCCAAGCCCUGGGCACCAUAUGGCAGGUCCUGAGCUGUGAGUGGGGCCUCCCCAUGUAGAGUGUCUCCUUGAAUUUAGUAAGAAAAAUGAUGCACAACUGGCCACUCCUUGUGCGUCCAGAAGGAAUAAACAGAAAGCCACCAGGUCCAACAGAAGUUGAAACCUCCCGGGAAGCCAACCUGUAAAGGACCAUUCGGAGGAGAAGGCCGAAGGGCCCUGGGGGCACCAGCAUUUCCUUCCUGGGGAAUCUCCCGGGCUCCUCCGACUGCUGAACCACCCCUAUCCCACUGCUCAGUGCAGCCUUUGGGGAGGCCAGGGGAGAGGAAAAUUUAUGGUUUAGCCACAACAGCAGACACUAAUGUAACGAGUCACCAGUGAAGACGGAGACAGCUGUGAGCCGGUCCUGCGCGUACUUCCGCCCACAGGUGCGCGUGCCUGAAAGGGAAGAGCGAUGUCGAACUCGCCUCACAACUCUUUGUGGCUUUCACAGAUGCAGUCACGUUUUCGUUUUGUUUUCUUAAUUGUGGAAAACAACUUUUAUCUUUACAACUCAUGAGCUUGUGUGGGGACAGAGUCUCAGAGAGCAGUUUCCAGGCUGUUGGCCUCACAUGUAUAGGUGCUGGCUCAGGUCGUAGACGGCCAUCAGGGGUGGCUAGUUGGCCGUCAGCUGUAACCAGUGAGCCAUUGGCCACUGAUAUAACUGCCGUGGCUACGCUAGGAAGUGCACAUUGCAGUUAGCACGUGGGGUCGGUUGGCAGAGAAGCGCAUGGCAGAUUGC